Messenger RNA from Amorphotheca resinae ATCC 22711, 1329 nucleotides. Its product is annotated as glycoside hydrolase family 72 protein. Gene Ontology annotation, molecular function: 1,3-beta-glucanosyltransferase activity. Gene Ontology annotation, cellular component: fungal-type cell wall; cytoplasm. The transcript has 3 exons. The coding region runs from base 1 to 1329 and encodes 442 amino acids. NCBI's taxonomy places the organism in Eukaryota, Fungi, Ascomycota, Leotiomycetes, Helotiales, Amorphothecaceae. Gene Ontology annotation, biological process: fungal-type cell wall (1->3)-beta-D-glucan biosynthetic process. The record is from RefSeq and is a predicted model, not a curated record.
AUGUUUUCCAAGACGCUGGCAGGGGCUGGUCUCCUUGCCAGUUUCGCCAUCAGUGCUAUUAAUGCCAUCGAUCCUAUUUCUGUUGUCGGGUCCAAGUUCUUCUACAGCAAUGGGACCCAGUAUUUCAUCAAAGGAAUCGCAUAUCAAUUGACCGAGGCCGAUCCUCUCCUCAACACCGAGCAAUGCCAGCGCGAUGCCUCCCUCAUGAAAACCUUGAAUGCGAACGCCAUCCGUGUCUACCAUGUUGAUCCCGAUGGAGAUCAUUCUGGCUGCAUGUCGGCGUUCGCAGACGCGGGCAUCUACCUGCUGGUUGAUCUGGAUACCUUCAACACUGCAAUCGACCCGAUAGUUGCCUCAUGGAACCAAACUCAAUUCAAUGCCUAUGCCAAAGUCAUGGACGCAUUCGCGAACUAUACCAACACACUGGGCUUCUUCGUUGGGAAUGAGGUUAUCGCCCUGAACAACCAAUCGCUCGCAGCUCCCUACGUCAAGGCGGCGGCAAGAGAUCUGAAGGCUUAUAGGAACAGCAAGGGAUACAGGAACAUUCCCGUAGGAUACUCCGCGGCAGACAUCGCAGAACUUCGCCCCAUGUUGCAGAACUAUCUCGCCUGUGGAACCAAUGCAUCCGAGAGCAUCGAUAUGUUUGGACUCAACGCCUACGAGUGGUGCGGUGCGAACACCAUGGCAACCUCUGGGUAUACUACACUCAACACCUACGCACAAGACUACAACAUCCCGAUCUUCUUCUCUGAGACAGGUUGUAACACGGUCCCACCGCGGACUUUUCAAGACCAAGACUCCAUUCUGGGUCCGGAUAUGGAUAGUCUCUGGUCCGGAGCCAUAGUCUACGAAUGGAUCCAAGAAGCCAACAACUACGGUCUCAUAUCCUAUGGCCCCAAGGUAGACCCAACCGUGGUUGCCAGCGGUGUCGUGGCUGGAAUCUCGCGAACUGGAACUCCUACCCCCGUCUUGCCUGACUUCACAAACCUGCAAAGCAAGUGGGCGACUCUGACCCCUACCGGUGUGGCAUCUUCUGCGUACUCGCCAAGCUUAACGCCACCUGCAUGUCCCAGCUCCACAGCGGGAGGAUGGCUCGUGGAUGGUGAUGUUGCGCUCCCCUCGGUGGGGCAGACGCAGCAGGUGAGCUCGACUGGGUCCCCGACCUCGGGAGCCACGGCGUCUUCGUCACCAACUGGUACAGCGACUGGAUCGGCGGCCAACCCAACGAAUUCAAAGAAAUCGCAGUCGCCUGCCAAUGGAGGAAGGGAGAUUGCGGGCAUGAGUGCGGGCUUGGUGGCUGUUAUGCUCGGAUUUGUGUAUUGGCUAUGA